AUGCCACGGACGGGUCGUUUGGUGCACUUGCGCUUUUCCCAGACAUCGCGCAACUUCUGCUCCGCCGCGGCGCACCCGUCUCUCGCGCGCGGUUUCCUUUCACUUUUGAGCGUCACCCCCCCCCCCCCUCCCUUUUUUCUCCGCGCCCCCCCCCCAUCCGUCUGCAACCGCUCCGACAUGCACGCGGGUCGCCGCCGCGGGAUUCGGCGCACGAACUUUGCCAAAGACGAGCGCCAGGGCGCACAGGAUUCCGGGCGCGGACUGCGCGUUUUCGCGCAACUUCGCCGAGCAGGUAUAGCCGACUACUCCGGGCUAUGGACAAUGGAUACGCUGAGUUUGUCAGUUAACGCGGUGUCCUACACCGUGGCAACUGAGAUCCCCAGCGCCGACGACCCGUUCAACGGACCCAUCAGGAACAUCGCCCCGUGGAACUUUACUGUCCUGGCCGUUGUCAUGUUCAUGGUCACCUCGCUGUCCCUGACCGAGAAUUUCCUGGUGAUGUUUGUCACUUUCAAGUUCAAACAGCUCAGACAGCCUCUGAAUUACAUCAUAGUGAACCUGGCCAUUGCCGACUUUCUUGUCUCCCUCACGGGCGGACUGAUAAGUUUCCUGACAAACGCGCGGGGUUAUUUCUUCCUCGGGAAGUGGGCUUGUGUCUUGGAGGGCUUUGCCGUUACUUUUUUCGGGAUCGUGGCCCUGUGGUCUCUGGCUGUUCUGUCUUUUGAGCGCUUCUUCGUGAUCUGCCGGCCGCUGGGGAACAUCCGACUGCAGCCCAAGCACGCCAUCCUGGGUCUGCUUUUCGUGUGGAGCUUCUCCUUCAUCUGGACCUUCCCACCGGUGCUGGGCUGGAACAGAUACACGGUCAGCAAGAUCGGAACCACCUGCGAGCCCGACUGGUAUUCAACCAACAUUACAGAUCACAGCUACAUCAUCACUUUCUUCGCCACCUGUUUCAUUCUGCCUCUCGGAGUAAUAUUCUACUGCUAUGGGAGGCUGCUGCGGAAGCUCCGAAAGGUGUCCCAUGGGCGUCUGGCCACCGCCAGGAAGCCUGAGCGACAGGUGACGCGCAUGGUUGUGGUGAUGAUCGUGGCCUUUAUGGUGGGCUGGACGCCGUACGCGGCCUUCUCCAUCCUGGUGACGGCCCACCCGACCGUAGAGCUCGAUCCCAGGCUGGCCGCCAUCCCCGCCUUUUUCUCCAAGACAGCUGCGGUCUACAACCCUAUCAUCUACGUCUUCAUGAACAAACAGUUCAGGAAGUGUCUGAUCCAGCACUUCACCGGCAUGGGUGUCAUCCCAGAGAGCAACUUGAAUCAGACCUCAGAGCGUCCCGGAAUAACUGCUGAGAGCCAAACAGGAGAGAUGUCGGCCAUUGCCGCCCGCAUCCCCGUGGGCGGCACAGCGUCGCCCAGAUCCGACGACUCCCAGACGGACUGUGGCUCAUUUGCUCAGCUUCCCAUUCCGGAGAACAAAGUGUGUCCACUGUAACAUAGGUCUCAUCCCAGUAGGUGUUCAUUCUCCCAGAGAAUCCAUAUUAAUCUUUCUGUCAUCAAGCCACCGUAUGCUCCAGUAACUCUUUGGACUCCAGAAAGGGAUUGAAAAUGAUUUGUCAGUUUCUUGGGAAAAAGAGAGGGAGAGAGCUUGAACUUUUGAAGGAUUUAAAGUUGUUUAAAAUUGUUCUGGAACUUUGAAAAAGUUUUGUUUUUUGUUUUUAAAAAGUGACAAUGAAGGCAAAGCCCAUGAACUGAAGAAAGAGAAAAGCUUCAAGCUUUUCCCACAAGGUACCUAGUAAAUAUUUGCUUGCUUGACACUCCUCUGUCCUGGUAAUCUAGAAUGUCUGUGUUCUCCUGACUCUCAUUGCAUGCCCGGCAGUCUGCAAUUAAAUUUCAAUAAAAGAAUGGACUGCAAAAAACACAAACCUUGACAUCAGUAAGUCAAGGGCCCGCCACUUUUUUUUUUCUUUUUUUUUUAAACAGAAUGCAUCAAGGCUUUCAUCUUGUCCUUGCCUUAUCUUUUAAAGCCCCAUGAUGCAGCCUGCAUAGAGAGCAUUGUUUUUCUAUGCUGUUUCAGUAUUGGCUUUGGCAGUAUGCUUCAUUCAUGUUUGGAGCUGUCUUUGAAUUUGGAUGCUUUCCCAUUCCUGGGCUAGUUUGGGUCAAGGCUUUUGUCUUGAGUUGACUUGAGGAUGCCAGCCUCCCGUUACCCCUUUUGCAAAUGUAGGAGGGCAACAUGUUUAUGAAGCAUCAGCUCACACAACUCUGUACGACACACACGUAUACAUGCAGUAAAUAUACAUGAGGACACACACAUUUCAGGAUAUAUACACAGAUCGCUGUUUGCUUUUAUAAGUUACACAGUCACUGUGAAGAUAACUACGAUAGCUCUGUGUUUGUACAUCACACCAACAGAUCAGCAGCAAUAUAAAAGCUAGAUAAUGUCCCAUGUAUAAGCACUACAGCAUUAGCUACAGUAGCUGUAGCACUAAGUGUUAAACUGUCUUCUUCUUGACUUUGUUGUGCAUGUUUGUUCACUGUUACUGGGUAUUUGUCGAGGCUCUGUCACAGUUAAUGUAAAAAAAAAGAAGAAAAAGUAACACUAUGGUGUCUGUGUUCAAUGUGCUGUGUUUCCUGGUCAUGUUUGGAUGUAUUGUCCAAAGUAACAUUCAGCACCUCAAAGACCAGAUCGUCCUCGUCAGACUCAUAGUGACGGCGUGAUAUAAUCAACAGGAUAAGGAUUAACAGGAUAACAGGAUAAGACAAGAGUGUGUUGAAGAGGACGAAGAAUCGGACUCCAUUACACAGCCGAAUGCUGCAGAGAAUUAAGGACAUUAGCAAACAUUCUAACUUCGUCAGUUCCAGAAGUUUGAGUUUUUUUUUGUUGUUGUCAGUGUGUCAUUUGGGAUUGUCAGUUCUUAAAAUGCCUAUGUUUACUGAAAAGGUUCAUCGUGUGUCAAAAUCAUGCAAUAUACAGGAACAGGACCUGGAUUAUAUUUUUUUCGUUGCUUUGGUGAUUGUAUAAACAUUUAAAUGAUCAGCUCAAAUGUGCAAAUGUUCAGGCCACAUUUCAGGGUUUGUCAGAAUCGAGGGCCACUGCUGAAUUACACUUUGUUUAUGUACGGCAACAGUUCCCGUUGUGUCUUUUAUGUUGGGGUGUUAUGAAUAUGUCCGUCCGUCCAUGGAUAAACAGCAGCGUAUCCAUCUCCUCUGUUGUUGCAGCAUAUAAAGCAUUUACAAAGGCACCCUUUUGUAGACUGUCUUGGUUUCCAGGAACGGUUUCCGGAGAGAAAGGAGAGAAAAUGACAGGUUUUCAAGAUAACAUAUUUCCAAUCAGAAACUUAAAAUAAGACACGGCUUUUAGUAGGCAGUGGAAUUAAUGAGACCCGUCUCUUGUUGUUACCGCAUUAAACUACAUUUUACGGCUCAAAGUUUUGACUGGGCAGGAGGUGUUUGGACGUGAAUUCAGGAAUGUUCCAGUGAGCCAUGAAGUCCAGUAAAAACUUAAUUGCGGUGACAUCAUAAUUGUGUAACAAAGAAACAUGAGAACAAAAGGUGAGCAUGUUACCUUUCAUGUAGCCAAAAAUCUGGUGGAGUAAAUAAAACUGAGUAAUGAAGUGAAUAAGAAACAGAAAUGUAAUUCUGAUUAGGUGCUCUUUUUCAUUUUGAGUCUUUAAAUGGACGGUGUGUGUAACAUUUUGUCACAAUCCAUUUUCUGAGCUUUUCUACCAUAAACACGCUUACCUGUCGGCCAUGUAGAUUCAGUUUGUGUGUAGUUUCUUGUAUGUAGACGCACUGCCUUGAAGAUCCGACAGGAUAUAAAUCAAAAAGGUUCGUUGCAGAGUGGGGUAUUCUGGUGGAAGGAUUAUGCACCACAGUGUAAGCUUUUAAGGACAAGGACCACUUUUGGCCCAUAAAUUUGCCCCAUAACUCUUAUUUCUUAUCUCAUCAGUUGUUUCCUCUGUGUGCUGUGUUCUCCCAAGUCUCAGCAUUAAAGUAUGCGUUUUGAAGUGUGAUGUUAAACUAUUUUCCUGUAUUGGUACGUCACAAUUACUGUCAUCCUUGCCUUUUAAACACAGGGUGAAUCCA
Molecule: messenger RNA, 4076 nt
Organism: Menidia menidia (Atlantic silverside)
Lineage: Eukaryota; Metazoa; Chordata; Actinopteri; Atheriniformes; Atherinopsidae
Source: the annotation of a GenBank genome assembly